AUGAAAGCUACUACAGAUCUCCAGGGAGUCAUCUUAGCGAUCGAUACCAGCAAGCGGCAGCCUUGGUACGAUGUCCAAUGGGAUAACGGCAAGGUGGACAGAGUUUCGGCUCGCUCUAUUGGUGCUGUACCUGCAACCAGAAGUCAACGGUCGCUGCCCCAAGCAUCCCCCCCCCCCGAGUCGAUGACGGAGCUGCUCUUGAGCACAGCCGGAGCUGAUGGGGUCGAUGUAUCUUCUGAGUCUUCUGAGUCCGAAGCCAGCGACGACGAAGAAGCCGGAGAAGAGGAAUUGGCCGAUGGGAAUACAGGUAGUGUAGCAGUUGUGUCUAGAAUAUCUGAUGAUGGUAAAGUUCUAGCACACAACCGCUCGUGGGAGUUCUGCUCAAGUGUUCUUGUGGAGCAAGCUAACGACUAG
Phytophthora sojae is the source of this 414-nucleotide messenger RNA. RefSeq lists its product as hypothetical. NCBI's taxonomy places the organism in Eukaryota, Oomycota, Peronosporomycetes, Peronosporales, Peronosporaceae. Bases 1 to 414 code for a protein of 137 amino acids. The record is from RefSeq and is a predicted model, not a curated record. The transcript has a single exon.